AUGCAUUUGUUGUACCAGCAGGAGGAAGGCCUCAGUCAUCAGCCAGCAGGAGGAAGGCCCAGUCAUCAGUCAGUCAUCAGGCAGCAGGAGGAAGGCCCCAGUCAUCAGCCCCCAGUCAUCAGCCAGCAGGAGGAGGAAGCCCCCAGUCAUCAGCCAGCAGGAGCAGGAGCCUCAGUCAUCCAGCCAGCAGCCCCCAGUCAUCAGCCAGCAGGAGGAAGCCCCCAGUCAUCCAGCCAGCAGGAGCUGAUCAUCAGCCAGCAGGAGGCCCCCCAGUCAUCAGCCAGCAGGAGGAAGCCCCAGUCAUCAGCCAGCAGGAGGAAGCCCCCAGUCAUCAGCCAGCAGGAGGAGUCAGCCCCCUCAUCAGCCAGCAGGAGGAAGCCCCCAGUCAUCAGCCAGCAGGAGGAAGCCCCCAGUCAUCAGCCAGCAGGAGGAAGCCCCCAGUCAUCAGCCAGCAGGAGGAAGCCCCCAGUCAUCAGCCAGCUCCUCAAAGCUUCACAUGAACAGUAUUUAUGGCUCCCCAGCACCUUAAUGCUCCCCGCUGCUCAUUUUUACACCAAGGCGCCUCUAAGAUCUUGUUGGUGCGGCGUGUUUAUUUGGCUCCUGUGUGGUCCAUGGGCCCCCGGGAUGGCCCUGGGGAUUAAAAGACUUCGUAUUUCAGGAGGGCGUCAAGCCGGGUGGGGGAAAUGA
This is a messenger RNA of Homarus americanus (American lobster), 687 nucleotides long. RefSeq lists its product as uncharacterized. NCBI's taxonomy places the organism in Eukaryota, Metazoa, Arthropoda, Malacostraca, Decapoda, Nephropidae. The transcript has a single exon. The coding region runs from base 1 to 687 and encodes 228 amino acids. The record is from RefSeq and is a predicted model, not a curated record.